UGACAGAUUGAUCAUCUGGGACACUCAUCCUGCAUGACAACUCAGUUGCUUAAAUUAAACUGUGACUCUUAACAAAAGCAUAAAUGUCACUGAGAACAUUCAAGAUCUUUGAUGUCAUUAAACCUUUUCAAUCUAGGAUAUUUAUAUGAAUUGGCAUAAGCUCUCUUCUGUUUGUUCAACCAUUAAGGUAACCUGUGACCGUAAAUGAACUGUUAAUAUUAUUAGUGACUAGUGAGGGUUUUUUUUUUUAGAAAUAAAACAGGAAAAUUGAGAAGUUGGCCUUGUAUUUUUUGUUAAGUUUCAUGUAUAAUACUUACUUUUUUCCUAGUGACCCUAUUUAUUCAAAAAGUUUUAACAAAGUUUUAUUUUUAAUAAAUAAAAUGACCGCAGAAACAUUAAAAUAAUGAUAUUAACACCAAUGGCCAGAUUUUAAAUAAAUAAAAAAUGGUUGUGUGACUACAAUCAACAAAGUUUGACAAAAAAAAAAAAAAAGUUUUAUAAAAUUAUACACCCCAAAUUUCAGACUAACAAAGGGAAUAUGAAUCAAAAUGAUAAAUGAUUAUAGAUAUUUUAUCUGUUCUGUUAAUAAUUCUAGAUAGCUUAUUUUCCAUCAACGUUAAACUUUACAAUAGUGCAUAAAAACUCGGUAUGAUUUUUGCAUUGGUUUGAACUAAAACGGCAGACAGACUAAAUGAAAAUAUAAAUCCAUUUCCUGCCAGUAGGUGGUGCUUACUGAACAGCAUAGAGCUGUUUCCCCGGUAACCGUUGUAAACAAAACAGCGCUGCUUAUAAACACUGCUAUAUUUUAGGCAGUAUAUGGAGCCAGUAACAGAAGUUUGGUACAGAGACUGCUGGACUAGCCAUUGACUUCAUUGGGACCGUCAGGGAUACUGCACGAUCAAUAUGGCUCUACCCAUAGAUCCCAUGGAGGAGCCGCGGAUGUACCAGCAAACCCUGCUGCAGGAUGGUCUAUACGAUCUUCUGGAGAGCGAUAUGAUGGUUGAUUGUGUGUUGAAGAUCAAAGACAAGGAGUUUCCCUGCCACCGGUUGGUCCUGGCUGCUUGCAGCUCGUACUUCAGAGCUUUCUUUAAGUCAGGUGUGGAGGAGAGUAAACAGAAAGAGAUUGUAUUGGAGGAUGUGGAGCCUGGAGUCAUGGGGAUGAUCUUGAAGUACCUCUACACCUCGAACAUCAAUGUGACGGAACAAAACGUACAAGACAUCUUCGCUCUGGCCAACAUGCUUCAGAUUCCCUCGAUUUUCACUGUAUGUGUCUCGUUCCUGCAAAAGAGACUGAGUUUGAGCAACUGUUUGGCAAUUUUUCGACUAGGCCUGAUGCUGGAUUGUCCUCGUCUGGCCAUAUCGGCGAGGAACUUCUCUUGUGAACGCUUCCAGUUAAUUAGUCGUGAUGAAGAAUUCCUGCAACUGACUCCAAGUGAAUUGGCAGCCAUUAUCUCAUCGGACUCUUUGAAUGUAGAAACGGAGCAAAAUGUUUUUGAGGCUUUGAUUAAGUGGAUUGGACAUGACCAAGAGAAGAGGCUGGAGGACCUACCGGGUCUGCUGGAUUGCGUCAGAUUACGUCUGGUUCCCGAGGACUACUUUACUAAAAACGUGGAGAAACAUGAAUGGUUGAGCUCAAACCCAGAGAUCACCAAGAAACUGCAACUGGUCAAAGACGCCCAUGCUGGGAAGCUUCCUGAAGUCAAGAAGAACAAAAGCAAAAAGAGUGCUGGUCAGGAAGGAAAGAAGAAGGGAGACGAAGAGGAGGAAGAAGAGCAGGAGGAGCUACUUCCAGGAAUCUUGAAUGACAAUCUGCGGUUUGGGAUGUUCUUGAGAGACUUGAUCUUCUUGAUCAAUGACACUGCAUCGGUGGCUUAUGACCCAACGGGAAAUGAUUGUUAUGUGGCAUCGAUCUCCACCCAAAUUCCCAAAAACCACUGCAGUCUGGUCACAAAGGAAAAUCAGAUAUUUGUGGCAGGUGGACUCUUUUUUGAUGAGCAGAGCAAAGAUGAACAGAUCUAUUCAUACUUUUUGCAGUUUGACCCUGCAACAUCAGACUGGAUGGGCAUGCCUCCCAUACCCUCUCCCCGCUUCCUGUUUGGCAUGGGAGAGGCAGAAAACUUCAUCUUUGUUAUUGGAGGAAAAGAAAUGAAGGAAGGAGAAUGCAUUCUGGACACAGUCAUGGUUUAUGACAGACAGUAUCUUAAAUGGGCCGAGUCCGAUCCUCUUCCCUACUCAGUAUAUGGCCACGGAGUAGUGUCUCAUAAUGAAAUGAUCUAUGUAAUUGGAGGAAAGGGAGAGAACAAAGAGUGUUUGAAUAGAGUGUGUGUGUAUGACACUAAAAAGCGUCAGUGGAAGGAUCUGGCUCCAUUAAAUACUGCACGCUCACUCUUUGGGGUCACAAUUCACAAAAACAAGAUCUACGUGGCAGCUGGUGUGACUGACACUGGCCUCACAGGCAACACUGAGGUCUAUGACAUCAAAACCAACAAGUGGUCAGAGUUUGUGGAGUUUCCCCAGGACCGCAGUUCACUUAGCUUGGUCACUGUGGGUGGCGUCCUCUAUGCUACAGGUGGAUUUGCAAUGUUCCCCAAAGAGGAUGGCGAUGAUCUCAUGCCACAGGAGAUGAACGACAUCUGGAGGUAUGAUGAAGGCGAGAGGAAAUGGAACGGAAUACUGAGAGAGAUUCAAUAUGCAUCUGGUGCAACAGUUCUGGGAGUUCGUCUUAACACUCUUCGGUUCACUAAAAUAUGAGAAAACACCAGUGAAUUACAAACUCUCUGCUGAUUUUGAAUCAGAUAUUAUAGUGUGGGACAAAGUGAAACCAAGUCGGAACCAGCACGAAACAUAAGAGGACAGAACAUCUGUUCUCAAACUCAUUCCAUGAAAGUGAUCAAUUUGAUAUUCAACACACUUUAUCAUUUGGAGCAGAGAGAACAAGCACAGAUAUUGUGAAAAUAAGGCUUUGGAAAUGCUGUUUCUGAACAAUUUUAUUAUGGACAGAGCUUCUUGUGUUGUGUACUUUUUUAAAUUUAUUGUUAAUGUGACAUUUCUGUUGUCCUGAAUGAGAGAAAGCUCCCAAAGUAAAGUAAAAACAAACACAAAUGCUUGGGCUCAUGUUUCAUUUAGUUCACUAUUGAAAUUAUUAUUUUAUUUUGUUUUAUUACAGACAAUAAAUACUACCCAGUACAAUAAAUGACAUAAAAUACAGCCUCAUUUUAUUAGCACCGCUAGACUCUAGUCCUUGUAUUGUAUAGUAUCCUGCUGACAGAACCAGCAUGACUGCCAACUGCAUGUACACAAACUUAACUAAGACAUGUAGAAUUAAAACGUAGGAACAGUCACACUCAUGAUUGGCUUAAUACAUUGAAAGUAUGGGUUUAAGUAUUACAUGUUAGAAAUUUUUUUUUUUGAAUUUGGUUUCAAAAUGUCUUUUUAAGAUUGUGAGUGGUUCCUUUAAAAUCUUAAACAGACAAUAAGAAAAACUACCCAAACUCUGAAGUGCAAAUCAUCUUUCGCUAUCACUUAUUAUUUAUUACAAAGGAUAGCACACACCAGAACAAACUAAAAUAACAGACAAAUCCUUCUUUCUUUCCAAAAUCACUUAAAUAUACAUAUUUAAAAAACAAAACAAAAAAAAAAAAACCAAGAAGGCCACAAACAUCCCAAAUCUUUCUCAAUAAGCAGCAAACUAGGAAUACAUGCUAGUAAAGUAUGCAAAAUACAAAAAAGAAGUUUUAAAGACUUCCACCUUUUACUCUCCCUCACAACCUGUGAGAGAAACAUGUUCUUUCAGAUGCACAAAAUCAAAUCAUUCAACUCUUCAAAUGGCCUUUUACUUACUACCAUAUUUUCAGAGAUGGAGGUUUAUUUACCUCUGUGCAAUUUCACUUCACAUAAAAUAUAAGACUUUAACAAAGAAAGAAAGAAAUUAAGGAAAAAAAUGGGCAUAACAAAAAGCCUUCAGCAGUAUGUUCUUUAUAAUCUUUUUAACACAACUUGUGUCGUACCACAAUUUUAAUAAUUUAAAUAAAGUGCACACAAAAAUUCAGUAAAAACGGAAUUCUGUGGUAAUUCAACUUGUGAUAAGACCAUAAUACAUCUUAGAAAAUGCUUCGGGGAAGUUUUUAAUAUUUAAAUAUGUCGAAAAGAAAAAUGAGAUAAAAUAUGUUCCGAAACAUGCAUCCUCAGUGUUUUAGUAUAAGGUGCAAUAUGACAUUGAAAAACAUGUAAAGAACACCAACAACAGGAUUCGAUCCGUGGCUUGAACAAUUAUCAUCUGGCAUAACAUUAUUGCAGGAUUUCUACCAAAUACAAAAUGUCCUUUCUAAAGUCCUCCUGGUGAUGGUCUCUGCUCAGAUCACCAUCAACUUCAAUCAUGCCACCGUAAUUUCAACCUACACAUUCAUGAUCAUGGCAACUCUAUUCCAUCACACACUCAAGGCAGGUUUGUUAUAAUGCCUCUAUAUUGAGCUGGUUAUGACUGACAAACUGGCUUUCAGUUACAGAGAUGAACAUAUUGAUCAAUGCAGAAUACUGACAAUUACUGUGGGUCUUAUUGCUUAAAAAUUAGUAUGUUAUGUGAGUUCAGUCAGCGCUGCUUUUUAAUAAUGAUUCUAGAACUUCUACAAUUACAUUCCAACCUUAAAGGGAUACUGUAGCCAAAAAUCUAAAUUCUCUCAUCAUUUACUUAUGCAGGAGCUUGAAUAUUCUGGAAGCCAUAAUUAUGGAAGCCUGUUUCCACCACAGAAUAAAAGGAUAAAAAAAAAAAAGGUUAUUGCUUUUUAACUGCUUUUUAUUCCAUGGAAGAAAUGUUCUUCCGUAAUUAAUAGCGCCGUUUGUGAAAAAAUAAAUGAAUAUGAUUUUCAAACGAUAUGAGGAUAAGUAAAUGUUAACAGAAUUUACAUAUUGGUGAACUAUCCCUUUAAAGGACCAUUCUACCGGGACUUUCAAAAACUUCUUAAAAAAACACAUACCAUUUAAAAACACUUGCCAUAACCUGCAUUAAGCGGAGUUUUCUUAACCCAGGAACAUGACUGAUGUACUGAGAACAAUGUAAGGUAAGAUUUAAGAUGCAAGGUCAAAUUUAGAGCUUAUUCCUCAUAUUUAAGCUUAUUUCCAUCUUGCAAGUUCUUUCAUGAAUGCUGACCUCUACAUCUCAUCACAUUCAUUUGACUCUAUAAAGAAUGUAAACAAAGAAAACUGAUUAAACAAAAACUGACAGGAAACACAGAAUUUAUUUACAGACUAUGUAUGUUUAUAUAUGUAUCAUAUAUAUGUUUGUGUGGGUGUGUGUAUGUAAAUAUAUAUAAAUAUAUAUUGGAUAAUACCUAUUAUAAUACUACAUUUUACUGCUCCUAGAGUUGUUAGAGUUUUCUUGAACUAUAUUUUGUCUAUAUAAUCCUCUGACAUUGGGUAAGGAUUUUUUUUUCUUUUCUAUAAACUCUUUUUAUAUUCUAUGUGGCCUCUUAACAGGACCAUCUUACAGUGUACAUGAGUCCCAAAAGGCCAGUCUAAUAGUUUGCUACAUAAUUACAUUUUUAGGGCACAAAACAAAAACAUGAUUUUCAUCAUUUAGCUAAUCAAUUUUCCACAAGUUAUUCAGGCUAUUCAUGUCAUUCAAAGCCAUCGAAAAAUAGUGUAAAGUGAAAAAAAUAUAUUAAUGAAAGCAUUAAUGGUGACUAAUAAAUUGAUGUAAAAAAAAACUAAACUGAUAAACCUGCUCGAUGUACCAAAAAGCAUUUAAGACAUUCAACACAAAAAUAUUUUUGAACCAAACACACCCUGGUGUUCAUCCAGAAUUGAUAUUGCCUCCGUGCAAAUAAAAAAACACUCCUUUUCACACUCUUUUCUUCACAAGUGGUUUAGGCCUUUCAGAUUUUGCCAUUACACAUAUGGCCAACACUGAGAGUAAAGUGCUCUGGAAAUAAAAAAAAAAAAAAAA
This is a messenger RNA of Onychostoma macrolepis, 5941 nucleotides long. RefSeq names its product kelch-like family member 40b (gene klhl40b). The transcript is spliced from 7 exons. The record is from RefSeq and is a predicted model, not a curated record. Gene Ontology annotation, molecular function: protein binding. Lineage: Eukaryota; Metazoa; Chordata; Actinopteri; Cypriniformes; Cyprinidae. Bases 904 to 2751 code for a protein of 615 amino acids.